UUACAUUCUCACUUUUCAGGGAUAUUUCAUGAGGCCAACAAUUAUCACAGGAUUGGACGACAACUCUCGUUGCAUGCAAGAAGAGAUAUUUGGGCCUGUAACAUGCAUUACACCUUUUGAAACUGAGGAAGAAGUAAUUAAUCGUGCCAACAACACAACUUAUGGUCUUUGUGCAUCUGUGUGGACUUCAAACCUUGGAAUGGCACACAGUGUAGCUCAUAAGCUGAAGGUUGGAACUGUGUGGACAAAUUGCUGGCUUGUGCGAAGUAUUGAUAUGCCUUUUGGAGGGGUCAAGAGCAGUGGGAUGGGACGUGAAGGAACCGAGGACUCGCUUGAAUUUUACACAGAAUCUAAGACAAUUUGCACUAAAUUUACUUAAAGCUUAUGCACAAUGAAGUUGAAAUAUGUUUAUUUGGAAAACAAAAGUGGUAUUAAAAUUGCAAAUACAGUAGAAUAAUGUACAGUAGACCGUCAUUUAACAUGGUAGUUACGUUCCUGAAAAUGGCACAUUAGAUAAAACUGUGUUAGAUGAACUUUAGAACUUUGGGGAAAAAUAGGGUUACGUUCCUAAGAGCCCCAAAUAAGCCAAACAACUUUUUUUUAGGCCCCCACAUCUUACAAAGAUAAAAGUGAAUAUGGAAUUGUAGUUCACUGUUGUGAUGUAUUACGUUAUUUUUUACUGGUUAAGACUAUAAAUGUAACAGAAAUAAUAAUAUUUCUUACCGUAAAUUGUGGGUGCUGGUGUUUGUGGAUGAUUGUGAAGAGAGUGGAGAGUUAUGCUGUGGCCCUACUAGACUGAGGUGGAUGGUAGAGGUUCUGGUACUGAAGGUUGCAUUGGAGUGUCUAACUUUAAGUCAUUCAGUCAGUCAGUCAAGCCAGUAAGUCAUUCAGUCAAGCAAGUCAUUCAGUCAAGCAAGUCAUUCAGUCAAGCAAGUCAUUCAGUCAAGCAAGUCAUUCAGUCAAGUAAGUCAUUCAGUCAAGUAAGUCAUUCAGUCAAGUAAGCCAUUCAGUCAAGUAAGUCAUUCAGUCAAGCCAGUCAUACAAAUUCAAGUUUACCUCUUUUUAUGUGUAGAAAGUAACAAUUCAUUACAGUUAUCUCUUGUCUAAUAUCUUUGUUUCCUUCUUUAAUUCUAAGACUUAAAUGCUUAUACCUUUUCUUGCCACUUUCAGCAACAUUAGUAUUCCUACUGGGUGUCAUGAUUGCUUGGCAGAUACAAGAUAUAGUAAUUAAAAGAUCAAAACAAUUCACAAAUACAGCUAGCUUGUAGCAGAGAAAGACUGGAAACAUAUGAAAUAUGAUUGCUGGGAUGGUGGGGUGGUGUCGAGGGGUGGCAGCGGAUGGCGGGAGGUCUCCCCGGUUGAUCCACAACAAAGCAGCCGCUUGAGGAAAAGGGAUUUUUUUUUCCUUCCCACAAACUGAACCAUGUUCAAUUAAUUUUACGACGUGUUACAUAAAAUUGCGCCGCAAUUCUUCAAUCGUGCUAUACCCAAAUCAUGCCAAAUACUCGUGCUAAAUGACGGUCAGCUAUAGUUGAAGUGCAUGGGUUCAUCAAAUAUAUGAAUGAUGGUAACUGUGCUGUCAUACAUUAAUCUUGAUACUGAGCAUCUUUGACAGUGUUGUGUAUCCUGUUGGGGACAGAAAGGUUUUGUCUUAACAGUACAUAUAAUCAGUUUAUUACUAUUGUAACUCUAAUGACACUUAGACAUUGCAUGAUGUAUAUUCUGUAUUGUAUUUCAGGAGUGCUGAAAAUAUUCUUCAUUGGUAAUGUACUAAGGAAAUACAGUCUUAAUGAGCUUCAUGCAGUCAGUAGGCUUUAAACCUAACAAAAACAACUGGAUCCAUUAUUCUUGUGGAUAGUUCAUUACUACUGUAACUGCUUAGGUAUAUAUCAGAAUGUUGGGCCCAUGACUUGAAAUUUUUGACUGCCACCUAUAAGAAGGGCAUUAUUGGGUGAUGACUGCCCACACAAUGGGUAUAAGGUAACUACUGGUCCUCCCACAGGAUGUGUAUGGAGGUUAUAAUGAUCUAGGGUGGAUAUUGGUUUUGUUAUUAAACUGUCCAAAUGUAGAUCUACGUUUUUUCAACAUUUGAAAGUAUGUAAAAAAACGUAGAGAUGUUUUUUUUUUUACAUUUGAAAACGUGUAAAAACUUUGAUCUACUUUUUUUUUUGUUAUACUUGAAAAUAUGUAAAAAAAACGUAGAUCUACUUUUGGAGCACUACGCAUGUGAACGUAGAUCUGUUUGGACAGUUUAGCGGUUAAACUAAUUUAUUGUACACUGUAUUCUGACAAGUAUAUUACAGAAAUACUGUGCAUCCUAUGGACUUUCUGAUUAUUGUAUAGUAUUUUGUAAAUGCAGUUAUUGGCAAUAAAGAAUCUAAAUCUAAA
Cherax quadricarinatus is the source of this 2388-nucleotide messenger RNA. Lineage: Eukaryota; Metazoa; Arthropoda; Malacostraca; Decapoda; Parastacidae. The record is from RefSeq and is a predicted model, not a curated record.